Guillardia theta CCMP2712 is the source of this 927-nucleotide messenger RNA. RefSeq lists its product as hypothetical. NCBI's taxonomy places the organism in Eukaryota, Cryptophyceae, Pyrenomonadales, Geminigeraceae. The record is from RefSeq and is a predicted model, not a curated record. The coding region runs from base 1 to 927 and encodes 308 amino acids. The transcript has a single exon.
AUGGUGAAGAUGGCGCGGUGCGCAGCAGCGAUGAAGGGGGCGCUGGUAGCGGAUGCGGCAUCCAUGGGGCUUCACUGGAUCUACGAUCCCGAAAAGAUCAUCUCCCUCACUCGCAAGGCUCCUCUCUGCCCCAAGGACCCUGCAUUCUUCGAGCCUCCUAGCUGCCCUUUCUAUUCCUACGAAUCCGGUCAGCUCAGUCCCUAUGGUGCUGAAGGGCUCGGCAUGCUAAAGAGCCUCAACUGCCUCGCACAAUAUGAUCCUACACGCCUUGCGCAGAAGUUCUCAGAGUAUCUCAAGGGAUACUCAGGGAGGCUCAACCAUGCUUCCAAGGAGCUGAUCGCAAAUAUCGAUGCCGGCAAGACUUUCCCUGAGUGCGGAGCGAACGACUCUCAAGCCAACUCGCUGGUCAAGGUUCCCUUUGCUCUUUCGCGCUUUCAUUCGGACCAGGACUGGGCUACAAGGGUGGAGGAGACCAUGAGAGUGCAUCAGAACCAUGAGCUUGCAGUUGAGUACGGGAUGGCAAGCUCGCACAUCCUUCACCACAUAAUCUCUACCGGAGCAACAGCGAAGGAGGCGCUUCAGUGGUCCACGCAGGAUUCUUCUCCCCUCACUGCAGAUGCCAAGAGCAAGGUCAAGGAAGCUCUUGCCUUCACCGGCAACGAAGUGGAAGCAGCAGAAGCCUUCGGCAGCAGCUGCGCGUUGCCAGGAGCGUUCACGGUUGCGGUUUACAUUCUGAAUACGACAGAGACAUAUGAGGAGGCAGUGAAAAAGAACAUCAUGGCCUCAGGCGAUCAAUGCUCACGUUCGUGCUUCAUUGGCGCUUGCUUGGCCGCUAGCCAGGGAGCUGAGUGUGUGCCCAUGGAUUGGAUCGAGCGAGUGACGGACAUGGAAGACAUCGACAAAGAAAUCAAACGUGUUUGCUCCUGA